This is a messenger RNA of Oppiella nova, 339 nucleotides long. The record is from the annotation of a GenBank genome assembly. Lineage: Eukaryota; Metazoa; Arthropoda; Arachnida; Sarcoptiformes; Oppiidae.
AUGGAUAGACAGCACCGGUGGAAAGAGAUCAUCUCAUGGGGUAAGGAUGAGGAGACCGUCAAAUUCUGGGCCCUUUCCUCGUGGAAGUUCGACGCAGAGAGGACUGUGGGCUCGCGAAAGGACAAACUGACCAUCGUCAAUCUACCUGCAAUGGCAGGUGUGAUAAGAGGUCUCAUAGAGAAGCUGCCCCUGUCUUUCGUCAUCGCACCGGUAGUUUUCGGAGCCGUUAACGUACUGUUUAUGACACACGGCGAGGGACUGUUAAGACAGGUGACAGCCGCCCAACUCAUAGAGGGCUAUCCGUUCAGGAUAUUAGACACCAUCGAUGUGGUGACCAAA